This is a messenger RNA of Raphanus sativus (radish), 1461 nucleotides long. RefSeq names its product LRR receptor-like serine/threonine-protein kinase GSO1. Lineage: Eukaryota; Viridiplantae; Streptophyta; Magnoliopsida; Brassicales; Brassicaceae. The record is from RefSeq and is a predicted model, not a curated record. Gene Ontology annotation, molecular function: protein binding. The coding region runs from base 16 to 1458 and encodes 480 amino acids. The transcript has a single exon.
UCCAACGACAUCACCAUGAACUUUUGCUCCACUCUCUUCGUAUUUGCCUUUGCCGCCACUAUCUUUCUCCAGUGUUUAAACCCCACCAGCGCCGCCACCACGUGUCAUCCUGAUGAUGAGGUGGGUCUUUUAGCUUUCAAAUCGGGUAUAACACGAGAUCCUUCAGGCAUUCUCAACUCAUGGAAGAAAGGUACAGCUUGCUGCACCUGGAACGGUAUCACUUGCCUUAACGGUGACCGUGUCACCAUUAUUUCAUUAGUCGGAUUUCCCAAGAAACCCGAACGCUCCCUCUCCGGCACUCUCUCGCCGUUGCUGGACAAACUCCAGCACCUCCAAGUGAUUAGCUUAGGAGGUCAUGGGAACAUCACCGGAUCUUUUCCUCAAUUCCUUCUCCAUUUACCAAAGCUAAGAUACGUUAACAUCGAGAACAACCGUUUCUCCGGUCCCCUUCCUUCCGACAUCAGCAUGCUAAGCCAGCUGGAAGAUUUGUCUCUUCAGGGGAAUAAGUUCACCGGUUUAAUCCCGAAUUCGAUAUCAAAUCUGUCUCGGUUAUAUGGUCUCUCUAUUGGCGGUAAUCUCCUAACCGGAACUAUACCCUUAGGGAUUGCUAAUCUAAAGCUACUGCAGAAUCUGAAUCUCUGCGGCAACCGCCUCUCUGGCACCAUACCAGAUAUUUUCGAAUCCAUGAGAGAGCUCAAAUUUCUCGAUCUCUCUGGCAACAGACUCUCCGGGAAACUUCCUCCGUCCAUUGCAUCGCUCGGACCGAAACUCCUGCUCCUUGAUCUGAGCAAAAAAAAUCUCUCUGGUACAAUUCCAGAAUAUAUAUCAUCACUCAACAAGCUCGAAAAGUUGAAUCUCUUCAAGAACCGGUUCUCUGGAGUCGUGCCAAAGGGUUUGGUCAAUCUGACCAAUAUAAACAAUCUUGAUCUCUCUCAUAAUCUUUUAAACGAUCCAUUUCCCGCCUUGAACUUUAACACCAUCGAGUUUCUUGAUCUUUCCUACAACCAGUUUCACCUUGAAACGAUUCCAGAGUGGGUUACCUCAUUACCGAGCAUCUUCUUGCUGAAGCUAGCAAAAUGCGGGAUCAAGAUGAGCAUAGAAAAUUGGGAGCCAGCGGCACCCUUAUACUACCAUUACAUUGAUCUGUCGAAAAACGAGAUCUCGGGUAGUCUAGAAAGGUUCCUUAACCAGACAGAGUAUCUACUCGAGUUUCGAGCAGCGGGAAACAAAAUUAGAUUUGAUAUGGGGAUGUUGACGUUCUCAAAGACGCUGAAAACCUUGGAUAUAUCAAGGAACUUGGUAUUCGGGAUGGUGCCAGCAAUGGUGGCCAGUCUGCAGAGACUGAACUUGAGCCAAAACCAUCUUUGCGGAAAGCUUCCGACAACAAAGUUCCCGGGUAGCGCGUUCGCAGGCAACGACUGUCUCUGCGGCUCUCCACUUUCUCCUUGUUUACUUUAGAGG